Molecule: messenger RNA, 955 nt
Organism: Enhydra lutris kenyoni (northern sea otter)
Lineage: Eukaryota; Metazoa; Chordata; Mammalia; Carnivora; Mustelidae
Source: the annotation of a RefSeq genome assembly
AUGCUCAUAAUCAACAUCAUUUCACUAAUUGUACCAAUCUUGCUCGCCGUAGCUUUCCUGACAUUAGUGGAACGAAAAAUCCUAGGAUACAUACAACUCCGCAAGGGCCCAAAUAUUGUAGGACCCUACGGCCUCCUACAACCAAUUGCAGACGCCGUGAAACUUUUUACUAAAGAACCCCUACGACCCUUAACAUCAUCUAUUACUAUGUUCGUAAUAGCCCCAAUCCUAGCCCUAGCACUAGCCCUAACCAUGUGAGUCCCAUUACCUAUACCUUACCCCCUCGUUAACAUGAACCUAGGAGUCCUAUUCAUACUGGCAAUGUCAAGCUUAGCCGUCUAUUCCAUUCUAUGAUCCGGAUGAGCCUCAAACUCAAAAUACGCCCUAAUCGGAGCCCUACGAGCUGUAGCCCAAACAAUCUCCUAUGAGGUCACACUAGCUAUCAUUCUUCUUUCAGUACUGCUAAUAAAUGGCUCAUUCACCCUAUCCACAUUAAUCACCACACAAGAACACCUAUGACUAAUCCUCCCCGCAUGACCCCUAGCCAUAAUAUGAUUUAUCUCAACUCUAGCAGAAACUAACCGCGCACCCUUCGACCUAACCGAAGGAGAAUCAGAACUAGUCUCAGGGUUCAAUGUCGAAUACGCAGCCGGACCAUUCGCCCUGUUUUUCCUAGCCGAAUACGCUAACAUCAUCAUAAUAAAUAUUCUUACAACAAUCCUAUUUUUCGGCGCAUUCCACACCCCCUACCUACCAGAACUAUACACCAUCAACUUCACCGUGAAAACACUCCUACUAACAGCCUCUUUCCUAUGAAUUCGAGCAUCUUACCCACGAUUCCGCUAUGACCAACUUAUACACCUACUAUGAAAAAACUUCCUCCCUCUAACACUAGCUCUAUGCAUAUGACACAUGGCCCUACCUAUUAUAACAGCAAGCAUUCCUCCCCAAACAU